Cladophialophora immunda is the source of this 7401-nucleotide messenger RNA. Its product is annotated as protein pyrABCN. Gene Ontology annotation, cellular component: cytoplasm; cytosol. Gene Ontology annotation, molecular function: metal ion binding; ATP binding; amino acid binding. The transcript has 2 exons. The record is from RefSeq and is a predicted model, not a curated record. Bases 148 to 7044 code for a protein of 2298 amino acids. Gene Ontology annotation, biological process: 'de novo' pyrimidine nucleobase biosynthetic process; L-glutamine metabolic process; UTP biosynthetic process. NCBI's taxonomy places the organism in Eukaryota, Fungi, Ascomycota, Eurotiomycetes, Chaetothyriales, Herpotrichiellaceae.
UAGCAUGCAAUUUGCUCUUCUCCCAUUCCCUCCACGUCUGGUGUUGACACUGGCUCAUACAUAAUUGCAUCACCACCGCCAUUCAACGCAGCAGAUGUGCCCCUGAUUGUUGCCCUGCUGCACUGACAGCAGUCCUCUCAUUCCGCCAUGAGUCGGUCAGUCUCAUUGACCACCGAUGGUCAUCGCCCCAUGUCUAGUGACAGUAAUCUUCCCCAGAGUCCAACGGUUGCUGCUUCUGUUGGUAUCAGCAAUGCCGAUGGGCCUCUCUCCCCUACCUAUCAGAUCGACGGAGACCAUAUAGGGGCUCUCAACCCUGUGGCGACACCACAACCCUUCAAUGGUGACCAGCCAAAAGUCUACCUUGAGCUCCGGGAUGGCCAAGUGUUCGAAGGCCUGAGCUUCGGUGCCAACAAAAGUAUUUCUGGCGAACUCGUCUUUCAGACCGGCAUGGUCGGCUACCCAGAGUCCAUCACUGAUCCGUCAUACCGCGGUCAGAUCCUUGUUAUUACUUUUCCAUUGGUUGGCAACUACGGCGUACCCUCCAGAGAGACCUUGGACGAGUUGCUCGGGGAUCUUCCCAAGCACUUUGAGUCCGACCAGAUCCACAUCGCAGGACUUGUGGUUGCCUCAUACGCGGGUGAGAGUUACUCUCAUCACCUGGCUACUUCUUCUCUGGGCGCCUGGUUGAAAGAACAAGGCGUUCCGGCCAUGUGUGGCGUCGACACUAGAGCACUGACAAAGAUAAUUCGAGAGGAAGGCAGCAUGCUUGGCCGCAUGCUUCAGACACGAGCCUCUUCAAAGUCAAAACUUUCCAAUGGUGUCAAGCCUGAUGCAUUGUCAAAUGGAGACAUCGUGAUGGGCCCACAGAACUGGCAAGAACAAGCUGAACGAGUGGAGUGGCAUGAUCAGAACAAGAGAAACCUUGUGGCAGAGGUGUCCGUGAAGGAGCCUCGAGUCCUCUCGCCUCCCGCAACCAGAGCUCUACUUCAUCCCUCUGGCCGGCCCGUCCGUGUGGUCGUUGUAGAUGUCGGCCUAAAAUACAACCAGCUUCGAUGUCUACUAUCCCGAGGGGUGGAGGUUCUGGUGGUGCCGUGGGAUUAUAACUUUCCGGCCCUUGCUGGAAAAGAUUACGAUGGAUUGUUUAUCUCCAAUGGUCCCGGAGAUCCCGCAAUGCUCUCAACAACGAUCAAACACAUCUCGGAGGCUUUGAGGGAAGCCCGAACUCCCAUUUUCGGCAUCUGCCUUGGUCAUCAAUUACUAGCUCGCGCAGCUGGAGCAGAGACGUUGAAAAUGAAGUUUGGUAAUCGCGGUCACAACAUCCCUUGCACAAACCUUUUGUCCGGCCGAUGCUACAUCACUUCACAGAACCAUGGUUUCGCUGUUGAUUCCAUGACCCUCCCUGAAGGUUGGGAAGAAUUGUUUGUGAAUGCAAACGAUGGCAGCAACGAAGGCAUUCGGCACGUGUCUCGGCCGUACUUCAGCGUGCAGUUCCACCCUGAAUCGACGCCCGGACCCCGAGACACCGAAUUCCUAUUCGAUGUCUUCAUUGAUGCAAUCAUGAAGAGCAUCGAUUCUGUGGAUGCUCUACUCCUGCCUGUAUCCUUCCCAGGCGGAACAAUCGAGGAGAACGAGCAAGCACAUCCUCGUGUCUCGGUUAAAAAGGUUCUGGUCCUUGGGAGUGGUGGCCUUAGCAUUGGUCAAGCAGGCGAAUUCGAUUAUUCCGGCAGCCAGGCAAUCAAGGCUCUCAAGCAGGAAGGAAUUUACACCGUGCUGAUCAAUCCGAACAUUGCAACCAUACAAACCUCUAAGGGUCUGGCUGACAAGGUCUACUUUCUCCCCGUCAACGCGGACUUUGUUCGGAAAGUCAUCAAGUAUGAGAGGCCGGAUGGAAUUUACUGCACGUUUGGCGGCCAGACUGCUCUACAAGUUGGCAUCCAGCUCAAGGACGAGUUUGCGGCUCUUGGGGUACAAGUAUUGGGGACUCCAAUUGACACCAUCAUUACCACUGAGGACCGUGAGCUUUUCGCGAGAAGCAUGGAGUCGAUUGGAGAGAAGUGCGCCAAGUCAGCAUCUGCUUCCAGCCUGGAGGAGGCAAUGCGAGUGGUUCAAGUUAUUGGAUUUCCUGUGAUUGUCAGAGCCGCUUACGCUUUGGGAGGACUUGGUAGCGGAUUUGCGGAGGAUCCGAAUCAGCUGCGCGAGUUGUGCACGAAAGCAUUCGCUGCAAGUCCGCAAGUGCUCAUUGAGAGGAGCAUGAAGGGCUGGAAAGAGAUCGAAUACGAGGUCGUGCGAGAUGCCCGAGACAACUGCAUAACCGUCUGCAACAUGGAAAAUUUUGAUCCCUUAGGUAUCCACACCGGGGACUCGAUCGUCGUUGCUCCGUCGCAAACACUGUCGGAUGAAGAUUACAACAUGCUACGUACCACAGCCGUCAAUGUCAUUCGGCAUCUGGGCGUUGUGGGAGAGUGUAACAUCCAGUACGCUCUCAACCCCUUUUCCAAGGAGUACUGCAUUAUAGAGGUGAACGCGAGACUUUCUCGCUCUUCUGCUCUUGCCUCGAAGGCGACGGGAUAUCCACUGGCGUACAUUGCCGCCAAACUUGGACUAGGAAUUCCCUUGAACGAGAUAUCCAAUUCGGUCACGAAAAAGACUUGUGCCUGUUUCGAACCUUCGCUCGAUUACGUGGUCGUCAAAAUCCCCAGGUGGGACUUGAAGAAAUUUACCAGAGUGUCUACUCAACUCGGGUCAUCGAUGAAGAGUGUUGGCGAGGUCAUGUCCAUCGGUAGGACAUUCGAAGAAGCCAUUCAGAAAGCUAUUCGCUCUGUCGAUUUCCAUAAUCUCGGCUUCUCAGAUAUCUCAAAUCCUCUCAUGUCAGUCGACGACGAAUUGCAGACCCCAUCAGACCAAAGAAUGUUCGCAAUCGCCAAUGCCAUGCACGCGGGAUAUUCUGUGGACAAGAUCUGGGAAAUGACCAAGAUUGACAAGUGGUUCCUGUCUCGACUGAAGGGGCUGAGCGAUUUCGCCAAACUCAUGUCCACCUUCACGGCAACGAGCGUCCCUCCCGCGUUGAUUCGCCAGGCCAAACAACUUGGAUUUUCGGACAGACAGCUAGCUCGAUACUGGAACUCGAACGAGCUGGCAGUGAGACGUCUGAGGGCCGAGGCAGGCAUACAUCCCUUUGUCAAGCAGAUUGAUACUGUUGCCGCCGAGUUUCCCGCGUACACGAAUUAUCUCUAUCUUACCUACAACGGCACAGAGCACGACAUCACAUUCAACGAUCACGGAGUGAUGGUCUUGGGAUCGGGUGUCUACCGCAUUGGUUCCUCUGUGGAAUUCGAUUGGUGCUCAGUCAGAGCCAUCCGCACUCUCCGGCAGCAAGGCUUCAAAACGAUCAUGGUCAAUGUGAACCCGGAGACCGUAAGCACUGAUUUUGACGAGGCCGACAGGCUGUAUUUUGAGAACCUUGGUCUAGAAACGGUUCUGGACAUCUAUCAGCUGGAAUCUGCCAGUGGUGUCAUCAUUUCCAUGGGUGGACAGACGCCCAACAAUAUCGCCCUACCUUUGCAUCGGCUGAAUGUAAAGAUACUGGGAACAUCCCCAGAAAUGAUUGACUCGGCCGAAAAUAGGUACAAAUUCUCCCGGAUGCUGGAUAGGAUCAAUGUGGAUCAGCCUUCCUGGAAGGAGCUUACCAGCAUCGAGGAUGCCCUGCAGUUCUGCGAAAAGGUGCAAUAUCCUGUUCUAGUGCGACCAUCAUAUGUUCUCUCUGGAGCAGCGAUGAAUACCGUGUAUUCCAAGGACGAUCUCGCCAGCUACCUCAACCAAGCAGUUGCCGUAUCAAGGGAGCAUCCUGUUGUGAUUACGAAGUAUAUCGAGAAUGCCAAAGAGAUCGAAAUGGAUGCCGUCGCAAAAGACGGUGUCAUGACAGGGCAUUUUAUCUCCGAGCACGUCGAAAACGCCGGUGUUCAUUCGGGAGACGCCACCCUCAUUUGUCCUCCGCAGGAUCUUGAGCCCGAAACCAUUGCUCGAAUUGAGGAAGCGACGCGCAAGAUUGGGAAUGCGCUCAAUGUCACAGGUCCAUUCAACAUCCAGUUCAUUGCCAAAGACAACGAGAUCAAAGUUAUCGAGUGCAACGUGCGAGCCUCGAGGUCAUUCCCCUUUGUCUCGAAAGUCAUGGGCGUGGAUCUUAUCGAGAUGGCGACCAACGUGAUGAUGGAUAAACCUGUGACCCCUUACCCGCCCAUCAACCUGCCUCCAGACUAUGUCGGUGUCAAGGCACCUCAAUUUUCGUUCUCUCGCUUGUCGGGAGCAGAUCCCGUACUGGGCGUCGAGAUGGCGUCGACUGGAGAAGUUGCCUGCUUUGGACGAGAUCGCUACGAAGCUUACAUCAAGGCAACCAUUUCGACUGGCUUCAAACUACCUGAGAAGAAUAUACUUCUCUCUAUCGGGUCAUUCAAAGACAAGGUGGAAAUGCUUCCUUCGGUCCAGAAAUUGCACCAGAUGGGAUAUAAUAUAUUUGCAACAUCUGGCACGGCUGACUUUCUCGAGGAGCACGGCGUCAAGGUCAAAUACCUGGAAGUUCUUGCUGGAGAUGACAAAGAUCAAAAAUCCGAAUAUUCUCUGACCCAGCACCUCGCCACCAACAUGAUCGACCUCUAUAUCAAUCUGCCCUCCAACAACAGAUUCAGGAGACCUGCCAACUAUAUGAGCAAAGGCUAUCGGACCCGGAGAAUGGCUGUCGACUACCAGACUCCUUUGAUCACGAACGUCAAAGUUGCCAAGAUCCUCAUCGAAGCACUAGCCAGGCACUAUGACUUGAACAUCCGGAAUAUCGACUUCCAGACCAGUCAUCGAACAGUGGUUCUUCCGGGACUGAUCAACGUGGCAGCAUUUGUGCCAGGUAUUACUCAGAGGGGGUCUCCGGACUUCUCCCUCGUUACCAAGGCGUCGAUCGCGGCGGGCUUUAGUAUGGUUCGGGUGAUGCCUGUCGGCAUCGAUAGUGCUGUCACCGAUGCUCGCUCCUUGAAAAUCGCACAAUACAAUGCCCAGAGUGGAGCAUUCUGUGACUUCAACCUAUCCGUGGCGGCCACCGAUUCUAAUUCCGAGCAGAUCGUCCACGUCAAGGAAGAGGUUGGCUCGCUCUUCAUCCCUUUCAACCAUCUCUCCUCUGGCAAUAUCAACAAAGUUGCAACCGUGACAGCACAUUUCGGAACUUGGCCGUCAUACAAGCCUAUUGUGACCGACGCAAAGACCACAGAUCUAGCAUCAAUCCUCUUGCUCGCUAGCCUACAUGAUCGAAAAGUCCACGUGCACAACGUCACGUCCAGGGACGAUAUCAGUCUGAUUGCUCUUUCGAAGGAGAAAGGCUUGAAAGUCACCUGUGACGUGUCAAUCUACAGUCUCUUUUUGUCUCAGUUGGACUACCCCAAAUGCUCUGCGCUCCCGACCGCGGCCGACCAGCGAGCUUUGUGGGACCACCUUCCAACAAUUGAUGUGUUCUCGAUAGGUAGUCUGCCAUACCAGAUUGCCGGCGAAGAUGCAGGUCCGACUGUGGGGAUCACUGAUGCUCUUCCACUGCUAUUGACGGCGGUGUCAGAAGGAAGGAUGACGGUGGAGGACGUCAUCGGACGCCUGCACGACAACCCGACGGCCAUCUUUGAGCUUCACGACCAGCCUUCGACGUCUGUCGAGAUUGAUAUUGAUCGCCCCUAUGUUCUUCAGGCCGGCGAGGUGUGGUCGCCAUUCGUCGGAAGGACUUUGCGGGGUGCAGUCUCGAGAGUCAUUUUCCAGGGCAAGACCGCUUGCCUCGAUGGUGAACUCCUUCUUGAUGGACCUCGAGGUUCCGACAUGUCUUCACACCUGCUCCACCCUGUAUCGACAAUGGGGACUUCUGGGUCUCCAGUCAUCCAGGCACAAGUGGAAAGUCCAGGCGACAGACGAACCUCCGCUCUCGACACCACGGCAAACAGACGUGUCUCGAUGAGCGCCCGGAGCAGGCCGAUCGUCCGGGCUCGGCCCAUGGACGAAGUCCUCGAGACGACCACUCCGAUGCUUCCAACUGCAGCGUUGUACCAACCGCAACCUCCAUCCACAAUCUCGCCGUCUCUGCUCUCUCUUCUGGCUUCAUCGCCUUUCAAAAACCGCCACGUCCUCUCCGUCAAUCAAUACAACCGUCAAGAUCUGCACAUCUUGUUCACCGUGGCACAGGAAAUGCGGCUCGGUGUGCAACGCCAAGGCAUCCUCCCCAUCCUGCAGUCCCGUGUUCUGUGCACCAUGUUCUACGAGCCCAGCACGCGCACGUCCGGGUCCUUCGACGCUGCAAUGCAACGGCUAGGAGGUCGCACCAUCGCCAUCAAUACCGAUCACUCUAGUACCCAAAAGGGAGAGACCCUGCAGGACAGUAUCCGGACGCUGGGCUGCUACGGCGACGCGGUAGUACUCCGCCAUCCGGACGAAGAAUCCGCCGCCACUGCAGCCAAGUUUUCCCCAGUGCCCAUCAUCAACGGAGGAAAUGGGAGCCGUGAACACCCCACCCAGGCCUUCCUCGACCUCUUCACCAUCCGCGAAGAGUUGGGUACUGUGACCGGUCUCACGGUCACGUUCACAGGUGACCUCAAGUACGGACGCACGGUCCACUCCCUGGUUAAGCUCCUCCAGUACUACGAGGUGCGCAUCAACCUCGUGUCGCCCAAAGCGCUUGCCUUGCCGCCUGAAGUGCGCGACCUCCUGGUGUCUUCGGGCCAACUGGCCAUCGAGUCCGACACGCUCACCCCGGAGAUCGUGGCCAAGAGCGACGUGUUGUAUUGCACGCGCGUCCAAAAGGAGAGAUUCCCCUCGCUCGACGAAUACGAGAGGUUGAAGGACAGCCUGAUCGUGGACAACUCGGUCCUUAAACACGCCAAGCAGAGCAUGAUUGUCAUGCACCCGUUGCCGAGGAACAGGGAGAUCAGCGAGGAAGUCGACUUUGACCAGCGCGCCGCCUACUUCAGGCAGAUGCGGUACGGGCUGUACACGAGAAUGGCGCUGUUGGCGCUCGUGUUGGCGCAUUAGAACGAGAAAGCUGCGGAAGCAGUUGGUGCCAGAGAGGUUUCUAUCUCCGGGUGUGCUAUUUUCCAUCUUUCCUUUGGGUCGUAGAACGGCAUCUGGACGGAGGGAGUGCUAACGGAGAUCAAAAACCACGAACACGAAAAAAUCAACCAAGAAAACACGAGCCAAAAAAAAAGAGAAGCGUUGAAAGCUUGAUCAAGACAUGAUAUGACAAGGGACCGACACCCAGCACCAACAACCACCAAAAAAAAACACAGGACCUGGAAAACGGAAACCGGAAACCGGAAAGACUAUGGUCUGCGCGACCUCGAAAAGACAAAACUGGAAUGGGAGACUGAAAAAAAAAAAAAAAAAAAAAAA